Messenger RNA from Asparagus officinalis (garden asparagus), 1703 nucleotides. RefSeq lists its product as uncharacterized. Gene Ontology annotation, biological process: proteolysis. The transcript has 3 exons. NCBI's taxonomy places the organism in Eukaryota, Viridiplantae, Streptophyta, Magnoliopsida, Asparagales, Asparagaceae. The record is from RefSeq and is a predicted model, not a curated record. Gene Ontology annotation, molecular function: cysteine-type peptidase activity. The coding region runs from base 973 to 1572 and encodes 199 amino acids.
GAAGAGGAAGAGGAAAAAGGAAAGAAGAAAGAUGAAGAAAAAGUGGUGGAAAACAGAGAGGGAGAAUGUGCUGAGGAGAAGAAAGAUGAAGAAAGGAUGGAGGAUGGAAAACAGGUGCAAGUUUAUCAGAAGAGAAUGAAGAGAUUAGCGUCAAAGGGGACUAGGGGACCAAGUACCAGAAGGCGGACGCGCUCACAACUAGUCCGCACCCCUUUCACUCAAGAAAAGAAGAAGGAAGUUCAUCAAGAGAUAAUUAACAUAUCACACCACAAGGAGGAAGAGAGGGAAAAAAUCAGGUUCUAUUGUAAGCCUGAUGAAUGCACUUGGGAUUUUUUGGGGAAGAGGAAAAUCAAGAAGAAGGAGGAGGCUCUUUUGAAGUUGCUGAACGAGGAUAUUCCUAACAUUGAUGAUUUUAGCAUACGUUUGAUUGAUAGUAAAGGAACCUUCGUUCACAACUUUAGAGUACCUCAACACGUAUUAUCAAAGCUCACACCAGAUGAGAACAGAAGGAUCUCUGAGUUUUGCAAUCAAAAAGCCCAUCAGUAAGUUUAGUCAUUCUGAAUAACGUAUGCUAGGACAUGUUAGCUUUCAUUGUUACGUGUUAACAUUUCCAGGUUUAUGUUAAUUAUUACCCAUUUAUGCUAACGUUUGCUAUAAAAUGUUAGCUUUCAUCGUUACGUGUUAACGUUUCCUUAUUUAUGUUAACUUAUACUCAUUUAUGCUAACGUUUGCUAAAUCAUGUUAAUAUUUCCAUAUUUUUCUAUAGUAAGUGGUUGAACGAGGUUUGGAUCUUAUUGUUAUGUUUCAGGUCACGUGUUAUUGUUAACACGUUCAACAGUAGUGUCGAUUCAUUGGAACUUCUUAAUCUUCUACGUGGCGGCCGUAUCGAUGACCAUGCAAGUUUGAUAUGUUAAUCUCUUACGCAUUUUAUGAGAUGACUGGGUGCUGGGUAAUUUAAUUUGUAUCUGCUCCAUGGUAAAUUUACAGGUGAUGGAAGCUCUUGUGGAUAGGCUCGUCACAUAUCUAGAGAGGCCAGAUGUGGAGUCCAUGGGCAACCAAUAUGGGGUUGUAUCGACUUUCUUCUGCCAUAGUCUUUAUGCAGUCACCCCAGAUUUUCCACAUCUAUACACCUCUUUCAUACAAAAGCAUGUUGCCGCAAGGAAGAAUGUACUCCUUAUCCCGCUUGUGCGUCAUGACCACUGGCAUGUGGCUGAAGUAAGGUUGGAUGAGGACGUUGUCAAGCAUUAUAGCUCGGCUGGCCAUAGUGCAUACGUUGAGCCAGUAAAUAAAGUAAUUGCAUUCAUGGACCAUAUGAAGUCUGGUUUCGAUCCGAAUAAUAUUUGGAGAAAGUUCCGAUAUGAAGCCGUCCCUUGUGAGCAACAGACUGGAAUCUUUGAUUGUGGGCUUUUCGUUCCUUUAUAUAUAAAGGCUAUAAUUCAUGGGGUAGAUACCACUCAAGUAACUAAUCACUCUGACGAGUCUGAAGUCAUCCGUGCCAGGCUUGCAGCUGAACUCCUAAUAGAAGGAUGGGAACAGAAAAAUCAAGGGGAGACAGUGGAAAAGGAUGGGUGAAUGAUAUCCUAAAAAGUGAUGUGUACGAACAGAUUGAAUUGGGAACAAAACUAACUGGCAUUUUAAUUUAGUUAACAUUAUUGCAGCUUUGUAUCAUUCUCUUUGACAGUUAUUCUACUGUUUGUGUAACU